GCACCAGAGUAGGACGGUGUUGCAGUCAGACGGGUCCGGGUGAAUAAAUCGGUCAAAGGUCGAGUGGACCCCGGGCGAGGCGGGGAGUCUCGUUUCUGACACUAACGGCUGGAUCGUAUCUGUCACUGCUCCUUCUGCCUCCCAGUUCGUCCUCGACCUCCCUCGGUCUCUGUCGUGUGUGUCGUCCUCUCCCAGCGAGGUGGGAAAGUGCAAAAAAAUGGCCAAACAGGCGCAGCCGAUCAGUCCGAUGAAGAACUUCUUCGCCGGGGGGUUCGGAGGGGUCUGCCUCGUCUUCGCGGGACACCCGCUGGACACCAUCAAAGUGCGUUUACAGACUCAACCCAAAGCCAAACCUGGAGAGAUCCUUGAAUAUGCUGGAACUAUUGAUUGUUUUAAAAAGACUUUAGCCAAAGAGGGUGUGAAAGGACUCUACAAGGGGAUGGCGGCUCCAAUAAUUGGAGUUACACCCAUGUUUGCCGUUUGUUUCUUCGGAUUUGGAAUGGGCAAGAAACUACAACAGAGAACCCCUGAUGAUAUCCUGACGUAUCCACAGCUGUUUGCCGCAGGGAUGUUGUCAGGUGUGUUUACGACAGCCAUCAUGGCCCCUGGAGAGAGAAUCAAAUGUCUGCUCCAGACUCAGGCCUCGAGAGGAGAGGUGAAGUACGCAGGACCUAUGGACUGUGUCAAACAGCUUUACAAACAGUCGGGAAUCAGAGGAAUCUACAAAGGCACAGCUCUGACCCUCAUGAGAGAUGUACCAGCGAGUGGAAUGUACUUCAUGUCUUACGAGUGGCUGAAGAACCUCCUCACACCAGCAGGAAAGAGGAUGAUGCGUAAGGUUGAGAUACCAGCGGGACUGAAAGAGCUUCUGCAGGGAUACACGGUUGAGGUGAUUCGUCGCAGGCCUCCUAACUUGGUUGAAUUUGCGGUGCAGCAUUUCACACAAAUCCUGGAAAACCAAAAAAACGAGCAUCAAGCCAAAAAAUGCAGCACCAAACCUGCACAGGAGGAAGCCACCUUUGAAACUGCUGCAAGUGAGCCCAACAGGGAUGAGGAAGAAGAAGAGGAGGAAGAGGAGAGGGACACUGUCAAGACCACCACUAACAGAUAUCGCAGAGUAGCAGUUUGUGCAGAAGCCUACAACCCGGAUGACGACGAGGACAACGACAGCGAGCCUCAGGUUGUGCAUCCCAAGUCAGACGAGCAGCGCGCGCGGCUUCAGGAAGCGUGCAAACAUAUUUUGCUCUUUAAAACUCUGGAGAAGGAACAGAUGUCUGAGGUUUUAGAUGCCAUGUUUGAGGUGUUCGUCGAGCCCCAGGAGCACAUCAUAGAUCAAGGAGAUGAUGGGGAUAAUUUCUAUGUCAUAGAGAAAGGCGUCUACGAUAUUUUUGUACAGAAGGAUGGCGUGAGUGUCCGUGUCGGAAGCUAUAACAACAAAGGUAGUUUUGGAGAGCUGGCACUUAUGUACAACACACCUCGGGCUGCCACCAUUGUUGCAACAGAGGAGGGCGCUCUGUGGGGCCUGGAUCGAGCUACGUUUCACAAACUGAUCGUGAAAAAUAAUGCAAAGAAGAGGAGGAUGUAUGAGGCCUUCGUGGAGUCUGUUCCUCUUCUGAAGUCUCUGGAGCUUUCAGAGAGGAUGAAAAUUGUUGAUGCUUUAGGAGUACGAUCAUUCCAAGACGGAGAGCGCUUAAUAACUCAGGGAGAGAAGGCUGACUGCUUCUACAUCGUGGAAUCAGGAGAAGUGAAAAUUAUGAUCAAAAUCAAAACCAAGGCGGAGCAGCAGGAUAACCCAGAGGUUGAAGUGGCUCGCUGCUCCAGAGGGCAGUACUUUGGAGAGCUGGCGCUGGUUACCAACAAACCGCGUGCAGCAUCAGUUUACGCUGUUGGAGAGACUAAAUGUUUAGUAAUUGACAUCCAGGCCUUUGAGCGCUUGUUGGGACCAUGCAUGGACAUCAUGAAGAGGAACAUCUCCCAGUAUGAGGAGCAGCUGGUGGCGCUGUUCGGCUCCAGUCAGGAUCUGAAAUAUGAGGAAACCACAUAAUAACGCUGCCAUUUCAAGUCAGUCCUAGUAGAGCACGUGACAUCAUUAUUCUCCUCCAAACUCCCUGCACAAUUCUGCAAAUAUUAAAAAGAUGUAACUUUUGUGCAGUGCACAUGUGAAUGAAACAUUUCCCUUACAGACACCCCCCAAAUGACCCAGUACAAUGCAACUUUUGCUAUAAUAAAUCAGCGCAUGAUAUAAUGCCUCCAGUACAACAAAACAGAGGUUUAAAUUUAGUUGAACACACGUCACAAGUCGUUCCACGUCUAUGUAGGUCAGAGUAGCCACUUAAGACACUUGAAUAAUAUAUUACUGCCAGUCCAUGGCUUUUUAGGAAACCAUUAGUUAAAUGGUUAAGGCCUUAGUAGCAUAUCUUUGGCCAUGAGUUAUAUUAAAAAUAUAUCAAAACAUUUGUGUCAGUCAAGCUUUCAUAAGUACAUACAGUAAAACUUGCUCUUUUACAUAAAUGUAAAAUGUUUUCAGGAGCCACACAUCUGCUUGUUGGAUGGCCCAUUGGUUGUUUGGUUUUUAAAUAAUGCAACACUAGUUCAUGUUCAGUUAUGUGGCAUUACAGUACUUUGAAAUCACCAUCAGGAUUACUGAAUAACAAGCUGUCCUAGCUUUUUUUCCCCCCCAUUUAUAAUCAGGAUCUUUUGACAUUCCCCCGUUUUUUUUCAAUCCUUACUGAAUAUAGCAUGAAAAAUAACUAGGAUAAUUAAAACCUGAGAACCAGAGAAAAU
Molecule: messenger RNA, 2784 nt
Organism: Cololabis saira (Pacific saury)
Lineage: Eukaryota; Metazoa; Chordata; Actinopteri; Beloniformes; Belonidae
Product: cAMP-dependent protein kinase type II-alpha regulatory subunit-like
Exons: 16
Coding region: 218-2044 (608 amino acids)
Source: RefSeq, a predicted model, not a curated record